Molecule: messenger RNA, 1671 nt
Organism: Dimorphilus gyrociliatus
Lineage: Eukaryota; Metazoa; Annelida; Polychaeta; Dinophilidae
Source: the annotation of a GenBank genome assembly
CUCACAUUAAAGCUCGGCAGUUCGUCGUUCUAUUAUAAUCUAAUGCUAGGCGAUCUACUAUAUAGUGUGGAUUUAUAAAAGUCAUGGCUUUACAGGUAAUACAAGUACUGUUACAAAUAAAUAAAUAAAUUUAUUACCUUAUUCGCUAUAUCCCUUCAUAUUUAUUUAUGUAUUUGUAUUUAAUAAUUGUUUAUAUAAAAAUAUAUAAUUUAUAUUGAUAGCGUGUAUAUAUAUAUAUAUAUAUAUAUAUGUAUUUGAACAUUUGCAAGUACAACUCUUGUUCUUAUGUACUAAGUUUUAAAUACAUAUAUACAUGAAUACAAAAGUAUAGAUAUAUAUAUAUAUAUAUAUAUAUGUAUACUUAUAGGAUUUAUUAAUAAAUAUGUCCUUAGAAUGAAGAGAUAUAUAAAUAUAGAUAUAUCAAUUUUGUAUGUAUAUAUUUAUACAUAAAAUUACAAUUAUAUGUCAUAAGUUUAACAUAGAAUAUAUACAAUAUACAUAUGUAUAUAUUUAUAUGUGCUUAAGUUCAAAUAUGUGUUUAUGCAUAUUUAUAAGCAUACGCGUUAAUAUAAGUGAAAUUUUUUGAUGCGAACGCUCUUUUUUUAAUUCGUAAUAUAUCUCAACAUAAAAGGGAGAUAUUAGCAUAUAUAUAUAUUAAUUAGAAUAAUAUACAAUCUGCCAGUAUGCUUGGCCAGUGUACUUGAGUUUUUAUUAGAAUAAUAAUGUAUAAUGAGGGGCAUAAAUUUCAUAUAUUCACUAUCUGUCUCUUUUUCGUAGUCUGCAGCCGUGACGCCUUCAAUGCGUAAUUCGUCAAGCAGUGACGAAACAUCACGCUGUGAAAGUAAUCGACCCACUACCGAUGCGCAUUCGGAUAAAAAGAUGUGGUGCAAUCAGCCUCAAGCCUUAACACCUUCCUUUCCAAGAUUCCCGCUUCCAGAAACUGCGUUUUCGUUGCCAGCACCACCAGGACUUUUUCAUGUGCCACAGGAAGCGUUACCUCACAUCCAGAGUUCCUACGAUUUAAAAGAAACGUCUGAUGUUGUUAGAAAUCUCGGCCUACCGUCCGGAUAUGUCUACGAUCCAAGCUUGGCCGCCUCAUACGCCUACGCAAACAGUGCUAUGGAUUUGAAUGCUCGCCGGAAGAAUGCGACUAGAGACGCUACAAAUACUUUAAAGGCCUGGUUGUAUGAACACAGAAAGAAUCCGUACCCUACUAAAGGGGAAAAGAUUAUGUUGGCAAUUAUAACUAAAAUGACUCUAACUCAAGUAUCCACCUGGUUCGCUAAUGCUCGUAGACGACUGAAGAAAGAGAAUAAAAUGACCUGGUCACCGAGAAAUCGCAACGACGAGGAAGAAGAGGAAGAAGAAGAAGAGGAGGAUGUAAAGAAAUCGAGUUGUGAGAAAUCCACGACUGAGUCGGAUGAAGAAGUUAUUAUUGAUGACGACAACACCGAGGAAGAAAAGGAGAGUCGUCUCGCUCCAGCUGAACCGUCGCCUCCUGCAGCUGCGACCAAGCCAAAAAUUUGGUCGUUAGCCGACACGGCGAUCUCUAAUAAAGAGCCUUCGCAAAAGAACAAACUCACACCUUCGCCGUCUAAUUUGCUAUUUACUCACUGGUUGUCGGGAUUACCUACGCCUCUGUUUAGACCCUAUAAUACCCCCCACAGUUAG